Schistosoma intercalatum is the source of this 4139-nucleotide messenger RNA. NCBI's taxonomy places the organism in Eukaryota, Metazoa, Platyhelminthes, Trematoda, Strigeidida, Schistosomatidae. The record is from the annotation of a GenBank genome assembly.
CUUCAAAUGUGUGGUUAUUUUAAAUAAUGGACGAGAAUUGUGGACGGUUAAAGUAUAUUGAGCUAGAAAACUACAAGUCCUAUAAAGGAAAGCAGGUAAUUGGUCCUUUCAGUGUAUUCACUGCUAUUAUUGGGCCAAAUGGGUCGGGCAAGUCAAAUUUAAUGGAUGCUAUUAGCUUUGUUCUUGGAGAAAAUACACGACAUUUACGUGUUCGUAGGCUUAAUGAUUUAAUCCACGGUUCGGUGGUUGGGAAACCCGUUGCAAAGUCAGCAUCAGUUACUGCAGUUUAUGAAAUGCCUGAUGGGGAAGAAAAGCGCUUUAGUCGUGUUAUUCACGGUAAUACAUCCGAGUACCGAAUAAAUGGGGUCUCUGUUCGUGUUGAUGAAUAUGCUGCUGCUCUGGAACAAAUACAUAUAUUUAUGAAGGUGAAGAACUUUCUCGUUUUCCAAGGUGCUGUGGAAAGUAUAGCUAUGAAAAAUGCACGUGAACGUUGUCAGAUGUUUGAGGAAAUUAGCAAGUCUGCUGAAUUAAAAGAAGAGUACGAUUUGUCGAAAAUGGAAAUGCAAAAGCUGGAGGAGAACGCAACUUUCAACUUGAACAAGAAAAAAGGCAUUGUUGCUGAACGAAAAGAAGCAAAGAUCGAAAUAGAUGAAGCUGAGAGGUACAAGAAACUGCAAAAUGAAUUGACGAAGAAACGACUGGAACUUCAUUUAUUCAAACUUUAUUACAAUGAUUUGGAAAUUAGACAUGUACGUGAGGAGCUCAAACAAAGAGAAGAAGCUGUUGCUGCUGAACAUGAACAGCGUCAGUUGAUUGAAGAAGAAAUGAAGGAGAAACGUCGUGAAUUAGGCAAAAUCAAUCGAGAUCAGUCAUCUCUAGAACAAGAAAUUAAGAAAUGUGAGCAAAAGAUUGGGAAGAGGAAACCUGAAUUUAUUAAAGUUUCGCAACUCUUGCGUCAUGUUAGCGAAAAGCACAAAGAGUCCAAAAAAUCCUUGGAGAAUGCUAGACAACUGCAUAGUACACAUCUACAAGAAAUCGAUCAGUUAGAGGCAGAAUAUGAGAAGAUAUCUGAUAUACAACGAGAUUAUGAGCAACAACAGUCUAAAAAAUCACUUGAACAAGGUCGAGACCUAGAACUAGAGGAAACUCAGUUGUCUGAAUAUCAUCGGUUAAAACAAAAGGUAGCUGAACGAACAUCACAUUUGUCUGCUGUGCUAGACAAUUUAAAUCGUGAGUAUAAUGAGCAGAAAGAUUUAUAUGAUGCAUUGUACCGAAGAAAAAAUGAAAUUGAAAGUUCUUUGAAACGUAAAGAAACUGAAUUAAAUGAAAAUAAAAAACGCUUGCAAAAAUUAUUGGAGUAUAUUGACUCAAGUAAUCGUGCUAUAACCGAACAACGUGAAACAGAAAAAGCUAUUCGGGAAGAAGUUGAAUUGGCCACUAGACGUAUUGAUGAAAUUAAUGCUGAGUUAGAAACUGUUGUUUGUCAGCUUGGUGAAGCAAAAGUUGAACGACAUGAAUCAUCUCGUGCAGCUAAAAAACAAGAGCUUAUUGAAAAUUUAAAACGUCUUUUUCCUGGAGUUCAUGGCCGAUUACUGGAAAUGUGUCAACCAUCACAUCGCCGUUAUCAAGUGGCAAUUACGAAAGUCCUUGGCAAAUAUAUGGAUGCUAUAGUCUGUGAUAGUGAAAAAACAGCUAAAGAGUGUAUUCAGUAUAUGAAAGAUCAGCGUAUUGAACCGGAGACAUUUUUACCACUUGACUUUUUGGAUGUGAAGCCGAUUGAUGAGAAAUUACGUGAAAUCAGUGAUCCACCUAAUGUUCAUUUAGUAAUUGAUGUUAUCCAGUGCGAUCCAAUUAUAGUAAAGAAGGCGUUAACAUUUGCAUGUGGCAAUGCAUUAGUAUGUGAAACUGUCGAACAUGCUCGUUAUGUUGCUUAUCAUAUGGGUGACAGAAAGAAGACGGUUUCGUUAGAAGGCACUCUCUUUCAACGUUCUGGUGUUAUAUCCGGUGGUGCAAGUGAUUUAAAAGCUCGCGCUCGCCGUUGGGAUGAGAAACAGAUAAGUACACUUAUGUCUAAACGAGAUGCUUUACAAAAUGAACUGAAAGAACAAUUAAAACGUAAACGUAAAGAAGCUGAAUUGCGAACUAUUCAGUCACAAAUCAAAGGUCUAGAUACUAGGCUAAAGUAUACAUUAAAAGAUAAAGAUAGCACGGAAGAGAAACUUCUUAGUACAAACGAAGAGGAAAUGAAUCAAAUCGCUCGUGAAUUAGAAGAAGUUGAAGAAAGUUUAGGUCGUUGCCAGACAAAAAUGCAGGAAUUACAAAUAUCAGUUAAUGCCGAAAAAGCUAAAAUGGAUACUGUGGAGGAUACUGUGUUUCAUGAUUUCUGCGUACAGAUCGGUGUAGAAAACAUUAGGCAAUAUGAAGAUCGAGAGUUGAGAGUUGCUCGUGAACGUGAUCGUAAACGGCUUGAGUUUACAAAUCAACUUCAAAGAAUAAAUAACCAACUGGAAUAUGAGCGAUCACGAGAUACUGAAGCAAAUGUUAAACGUUGGGAAGAGACUGUUUCCGUUGAACGAACUGAAAUGGAUAAAUGUAAAAAACAAGAGAAAAAAAUUAAGGAGGAAAUGGAACAAGAAGAGAAAAAGAAGACAGAGGUUGAAUCACGUGUCGGUGAAUUGAAAUAUCGUGCAGAAAUGCUUGAUGGAGAAUUAGGUGAAAUUCGUAGACGUUUAGUGAAUAAACAACGUGAUAUUCAAAAAUUACAGAAGGAUUUGAAUCAAGCCGAAGCGAAAUUAGAAUCUAGACGAGCUGAACGUCAUUCACUUUUACAAGCUGCUAAGAUGGAGGAUUUAGAUUUGCCAUUGAAACAGGGUUGUGAUCCAAUUCCUGAAUUGAAUAGUCAGUUGACAGAUAAUGAAAAUAUGGAUCCUAGUACAGAGGAAAUGGUUCAUAUUUAUGAAUUGGAAGCUCGUUUACCGAUUGAUUUCAAACAUCUUGAUAAGCCUUUACGACAAAUGACUGAUGAGAAGGAAGUCAAUAGAAAAGCUGAAGAAAUGCAAAAUCAAGUUGAUUCAAUGUUAAAUAGUUUGGCUCGUAUACAAGCUCCAAAUUUACGAGCAGGUGAUAAAUUAGGCAGUGUUGAAGAACGCCUACGAUCAACUGAAGCUGAAUUUGAAGAUACACGACGUAGAGCUAAACGGGCUAAAGCUAGAUUUGAACGUGUUCGUCGGUUACGAUAUAAUGCAUUUAUGAAUUGCUUCAAUUCCAUCGCUGAUAAUAUUGAUCCGAUUUAUAAAAGUUUAUCAAGAAAUCCUGGUGCUCAAGCUAGUUUAUUGCCAACUAAUGCAGAAGAACCAUAUUUAGAAGAGAUACAAUUUCAAUGUGUUGCACCUGGUAAACGUUUUCAACAAAUGGAUAGUUUAUCCGGUGGUGAGAAAACAAUAGCUGCAUUAGCUCUACUUUUUGCAAUGCACCGAUAUAAUCCAUCACCAUUCUUUGUACUAGAUGAAAUUGACGCUGCAUUAGAUAAUACGAAUAUUGGUAAAGUUGCCAGUUUUAUACGUGAAUAUGCUUCAGCACGUGCACAAAUUAUUGUUAUUUCAUUGAAAGAAGAAUUCUAUAGUCGUGCUGAUAGCUUAAUUGGUAUUUAUCCAGAUAUUGAAAAUAAUUGUCUUGUCAGUCGUGUUUUAAGCUUUGAUCUGUCGAAAUAUAUUGAUACCGGUGAACAGUAACCAGUAAACACCGGCUUGUUGGGCAGCGAAUACACUCAGAUAGUUGUGCAUUUCUUUUAUACCUUAAUUAAUUUAUUUUAUCUAUUCUAGGUUGUAUUCCAAUAUCGUAAGGAUUUAUUCUAUUCUAUUUCACUAAUUUUUUUAUAAUUUUAUUAUCUACAAGUGGGCAAUAUCACUUACCUUUGCUCAGUAAAUACGGCAACAGAUAUUCUAUUUUUUUUUGUUGUUGUUGUUGUUAUACAUAGAAUUAUGAUAAUUCUCCUCCAUCAGUCAACUAACCGUAUAGUACUGAUAUGUUUUAUUACAUUUUUUACUAACCAUUAAAAUCUUGUGUUCAUCCUAUAUUUACGUGUGUAUAAUCUACUCUGUACAAUUGUUAUUGUAUUUUUAAAUAAUAUAUUUUUUGAU